CUUUCUCGGAGCUGGGAGUUCCAGUGAUUCUAGCAUGUUCCUAGAGUUCCUAAGGAGUGCCACAUCACUGGCAGAUUGAAUGAUGAUGCGGCAUGGCUGAUUCCAAACUCAAUGUCGCCCAAAUCGCCUGUGGUGCUGCAGCUGCUUAAGCGCUUGGAUUUGCCAUCAACUGCUAACAAGGCCCAAAUCCGUGCGGCAUACCUCCGCAAAGUGAAGGUUUUGCACCCUGACGUGGCGGGAAAGUCAGCUGAAGAGAGAUUCCGGCAGCUCAAGGAUGAGUACGAGCAUGCCAUGGAGUUAAUGCAAAAGGGUCCUCAUGCCCAUCAUCCGCAUCGCAGCCAUCCCAGACAUGGUCACAGUCACGACUUUCACUCAGCACAAGCUUCCCAUCAUUCUCACCAGCGUCAUCGCAGGCAUUGGGACCCCAACCCGUGGCCGAGCACGAGUGGUGGCUUGAGCUUUGCAGAACGCCUGCGAAACAGCACCUUGAUUUCCUUGGGUGUCUUCGGCACUGCUGUCUACUGGCUGAAACCUUCGCCAGACUUUGCUAUGGCACCCCCCUCGCCACGCUUCGAUGACUCCAAGCAAAGAGAGGCCGACCUCCAGCGCGCGGAGGCGGCGGCGAAAACACUGGCCCGCGGAGAAGGAGCUGCACCUUACAUCAGGGAAAAGUCAGAUUACUACAAGAGCCGCUUAACCAGGGGCACCGUUCGAGUUCGAGGCACUGACUCCUAUGUCUCGCCCGCAGAGGCUGCGAAGAGCCGUGAGAAGCGAGAGGGCACUCAGUACACGAACUCGAAGGAAGUACCAGCUCCACCCACCACUUGACUAGCUUCUUAGUUACUAGUAGUAAUGGCCUCCAACCUACUAGCGAUGGCCUCCAACCUGUGGCGUGCUUUGUGACUCAUGUUCAUUUUCAAUAUCUUCGAAGCUGGGUGAUUCCAACAAGAUGUUGGACUCCAAAAGGUGGCUUUGCUGCGAGGAAAAUA
This is a messenger RNA of Durusdinium trenchii, 989 nucleotides long. The record is from the annotation of a GenBank genome assembly. NCBI's taxonomy places the organism in Eukaryota, Dinophyceae, Suessiales, Symbiodiniaceae.